Acanthopagrus latus (yellowfin seabream) is the source of this 4944-nucleotide messenger RNA. RefSeq names its product sorting nexin-18-like. The record is from RefSeq and is a predicted model, not a curated record. Bases 1288 to 2922 code for a protein of 544 amino acids. Gene Ontology annotation, cellular component: plasma membrane; cytoplasmic vesicle. The transcript is spliced from 5 exons. Gene Ontology annotation, biological process: protein transport; endosomal transport; endocytosis. Gene Ontology annotation, molecular function: phosphatidylinositol binding; protein binding. NCBI's taxonomy places the organism in Eukaryota, Metazoa, Chordata, Actinopteri, Spariformes, Sparidae.
CAUAUCGUAAAGAGGGCUGCAUGACAAUUCACAUAGGCUAAAUUUUCGUGAGGGGAAGUCAGAAAUCAUCCCAGUUCUGUUUCUCAUAAAUGUAUUAGUAAAUGAGAAUGUAUGAGUACAAAUAUUAAAAAGUAAAUUUAUAUUUUUAAAGUCUCUCUUAAUUUGUGAUGUAUUUAUUUAUUUAUUGUGACAUUUAGUUUUGGACCCUGACACCUUCCACACUGAUCAAUCUGGUCUAUCAUAUUACAGCAGCAGCCAUAAUUUUACUCUUCAUUUUCUGUCUCGCUUUCCUUUCCUUGCUAUCCAAUCUUGAUGACAAAUACAACACAUUUAGAUAAAACACCCUGAUUAAUCGGUUGUUUGGGUUUUGUUUUUGUUUAUUUUUGGCGUGUGUGGUGAUGCUGUGGCUUCAUUUGACAGUUCCAGGCUUCUGAUCCAGUUUCACACAGCAGGUUUUCCAAAGAGUAGAAGAAGAAGAGGAAGCGACAAGGAGCUGCUGCAGCUAACAGCUCCCCCUGGUGGCCCAACACAAGCAAGACACGACUGAGACAUCACCCACAGGCGCUGCUGGCUAGGUCUUCCUCACCACGUUAUAUACUAUUCUACUUUGCAAGUCUGCCUUUUUCAGACACAGCCAAAAAAGGAGAGCGGACAGCGGACAGCUCCACCCGUGGACAGGUCACCAAAAAAAAUGACAUGACCGGGCUCGCUCCUGGCUCCACCCUCCGUUAGUCAGCCAGUCUACUACGUGUUAAGACUGGUGCCUUUAACUUACAAGCAUCUCGGGGAGAGGAGGAGACACGGAGGACUUUCCCCCCUCCCGGCUCUUAUCUGGAGGAAUAACGCCGCUACACAACCCAAAGGAAGUCCGUCAACUUACAAAAAAGUCCAACCGGCAUCAGAAGAAAAAAAAAACAAAAAACCCCAUCCCGUCAGCGCUGGCUUCAUCUCCGCUCUCCGCCUGGGAUUAAGUUCUGGAUGGAAACAAGUGAUAUUUGAACCCGCAGAGAGGAGGUGGGUGUCGGGUACAGCCCUGUUGUGUUUUCUGCUCUUGUUCUUUUUAUGCACGGAUCUUUGACACGAGCCUGUUUGCUUCUGACUAAAGUGGCAGAGAGAGAGAGAGAAAAAGCAAACAAACAUCCCAGCUGUUGCUGUUGCGUGAUCUAAACCCUGUUCAAGUUUGAGACUGAUCUGAAAGCUCUGAUCCGGGAGGGAAAGGCAGUCCUUGGGGCAGACUUUGCAGUGAAAGACACAGCAACGUAAAGAAGUGACAGAGGUCCUGAAGUUAUGGCGUUAAAGGCCAGAGUGCUGUACGACUUCAGCUCUGAAAACCCAGGAGAGAUCUCCAUAACAGAGAAUGAGCUGGUGACUCUGUUCAGCGAGGAGGAGCUGGAGGGCUGGCUGGAGGGGGAGAACAGCAGGGGGGAGGCCGGCCUCUUCCCUGCCUCCUAUGUGGAGAUCAUCAGGGAACACAUCACCUCCAACACCAACAACAACGGCUUCUCCUCACCCAAAGCCAAAGCCCAGACGCCCACCCACACCUCCUACACGUCCAGUGGCAGCGGCGGAGGCAGCUUCCACACCAGCCAGGGCAGCGACGACGACUGGGACGACGACUGGGACGACAGCUCCCCUGCGACCAACGCGCCCCAGGGUCUGGGCACCACGCCCCCCUUGUACCCGGUGACCUCCUCCCUGCCGGGGAGGCGCGAGAGCGCCCAGAGUCAUCAGCAGCAAGCCAAGAGCUCGGCGACAGUGGGGAGGAACCUCAACAGGUUCUCCACCUUCGUCAAGUCCGGAGGGGAGGCCUUCCUGCUCGGGGAGGCCUCUGCUUUCGUGAAGGACGGAGACAAGAUCUGCGUGGUGAUGGGGAAGCACGGGCCAGAGUGGCAGGAGGACCCGUACCCGUUCACGUGCACCAUCGACGACCCCACCAAGCAGACCAAGUUCAAGGGCAUGAAGAGCUACAUGUCCUACGGCCUGACCCCGACGCACACCAACGUACAAGUCAACCGCAGGUAUAAACACUUCGACUGGCUGUACGCCCGGCUCGUGGAGCGCUUCCCCGUCAUCUCAGUGCCCCACCUGCCAGAGAAACAGGCCACUGGACGCUUCGAGGAGGACUUCAUUUCCAAGCGCAGGAAGGGACUGAUCUGGUGGAUGAACCACAUGAUCAGCCACCCGGUGCUGGCACGCUGCGACGUCUUCCAGCACUUCCUGACGUGCGGCGCGGAUGAGAAGGCAUGGAAACAGGGCAAGAGGAAGGCGGAGAGGGACGAGCUGGUCGGGGCCAAUUUCUUCCUCACAAUCAGCACGCCCUCUGUCCCGCUGGACCUCCACGAAGUGGAGAGCAAGAUCGAAGGUUUCAAGAGCUUCACCAAGAGGAUGGACGAGAACAGCGUGGUCGUCAACACCACCAUCAACGAGUUCGCUCGCAAACAGGCGGUCGGGUUCAAGAAGGAGUACCAGAAGGUCGGACAGGCCUUCAAACUGCUGGCGCAGGCGUUCGAGCUGGACCAGCAGGCCUACUCAGUGGGCCUGAACAAAGCCAUCUCCGACACCGGCGAGGCCUACGAGGCCAUUGGAGAGUAUUUUGCUGAGCAGCCGCGUCAGGACCUGGAUCCUAUUUCUGACCUGCUGGACCUCUACAGAGGACAUCUGGCCAAUUUCCCUGACAUCAUCCAUGUGCAGAAAGGUGCGCUGACCAAGGUGAAAGACUGUCCAAAGCAGGAGGGGGAUCUCCACGACCGCUGCAACAUCAUUUCCUGCGCCACCCUGGCGGAGAUCCAGCACUUCCACCGCACGCGCGUACGGGACUUCCGCUCGCAGAUGCAGCACCAUCUCCGUCAGCAGAUCGGCUUCUUCCAGAAGAUCACCGCCAAGCUGGAGGACGUACUUCAGAGGUACGACGAUGACCAGUGAGGAGGAGGGGGGAGGAGACGGAGGAGUGGGAUUAUAAAGGCCUUGACGAAAUGGAGGGCUUCUUGUCGUCCUUUUAGAGAGAGAACUAUUUUAUGGAUCCUGGGCCUGGUACAAGUGUUUGAGGAAAUACACCACUCUUAAAAUAUAUAGGUCACCGGACUGUGGCGUGACGACUCCUUGGAUUAUCUGGACCGCUCUGAUGAAUGUACCAGCAGCAGGGAUUUUGCUGACGCCCCAGGCACAUCUUGCAACUCAGCGCAACUGUGGCGAUAUUAAAAACAGCUGCGCUCGACAUGACGGGGGCCGCCUCUCGAUUCCCGGUUUCAGGCUCACGUGAUCUCUCCGUGCCUCCUCUGCCUCACCACUUCAAGGAAGCCCUCCAUCCGGGAACACGGUCAACUCGACAUACACGUAGAGAUGAACCCUCCCCAAAAUCACUUAAACUGGAUGUUUUAAUGAUUGAAAAGACAGGACUUCUAGAAUUUAAUGUUUUAUGUUCUCUCUCCAUAUGUCUGUUUUUACUUGAAUGACCUGUUCAGUAUUGUUUUUCAAUGGAACAUGACAGCAUGCAAGAGACUGUUGAUGGGAAGUGGGCAUGAUCUACUCUGUUGAAUCAACUAAGUAGUUUCAUUACAGCUUAAAAUUUGAACUACUUCUUCUGAUGCCUGACAUCUCUCACAGCUCAGACGCUGUCACGUCUUCACCCUGUUAUAAUUUGGAGCCUUUGCAUUACGCUUUAUGUGUUGCCAGACCUUAAAUAAGAGUUGAUUUCAGACUCAGAUUUUUUUUUUUCAUGGACUCAGCUUGUUUUGAGGUCAGGGGUUUAGGGUACAAACAUUCCAACGCGUAGCAUUGCAUUGGAUGCUUCUUGGCUUCAAGAUGCGAACCCAGAUUUUCCUCUGAUGUGAUCAUAGCAUAUUUAAAAUUCUUUUGUUUGUUUUUUUGCAAAAAAAGUUCGACAAUCUUGAUAUGGGCGUUUCUCAAACCACACCCUGCACCCUCUCCAUACACUGUUCCCAUUCCAUUGCUGCGUCUGGGUGGCAGGUCCGCCACACUAGGUGCCGCCCCACACCACGUAGCCUGGAGUGGAAGCGGGUUAUAAAACCUUCCAACAAUGAGUGUACACGCUGCUGACUUACGGACCAUGUGCAAUGCCGCGUUGUGUUUCUCUGCGGAAGAUGCUCUGUAAAAUUAAUAACAAAGUGAAAAUCGCUACAGAUUGUCACAUAGAGCCCUGUUUAAGAAUCAGGCAGCUUAUAAACGGAGUGAAAAACUGGAAGACGUUUACAAGAAGAAAAUGGCGCUUCCAAAAGAUGCUAAUAGGAAACAGUUUUCUCUCUGCCACAAAGCUUGCCACUGCCCUACAUCUUAGUGAGGGGUGAUUCAUUAUGGAUUGGGAGCGGGGAGGAACCGGUUUGAGGGAAGCCCAGUGUGCUGUCCUUUUUGAUCCUACCACUGGAGGGCGCUGAAGUUAGAAUUUCUUGAAUUCUACAUAUAGUGGCUUUAAGGAGGGUUGAUUUUCUCAGUAUGCUAACCAGCUACUUUAAAAAUGUUCUUGUUAAACCAGUAAGUGACCAAAAUAAACUCAUGUUUGUUGAUGCUGGGAUAGAAAAUCUUUGUUUUUUUGAAGUUGGCAUCCUGGGGCACAGACAGACUGUAUCUCUGACUUUCUAAAGACAUCCUGUAUUGAUUUAACCAGAAACACAACAUUUCAAUACAGUGCUUUUGUUUCUUAACCCUUCUAAAAUCAUUAAAUAAAUGAAAGUAGAAUUUAUUUCUGUCAUAUAUCUGCAUUGGUGUCUGUUUCUUUAAAUGUAACUUAUAGUUUCAUUUGACACGUUUCCAUUAGCGUUUUGAUGAAUGCAAAUGUUUUAAUUAUAUUUAAGAUAUAUAUUCAUUUCAGUGUUUGUGUUUGAGUUGUCACAUGUGAGCGCCAACACUUUUUAUUAAGAUCAGAGAGGAGCCAAAGUCAGCCACCUUAAUCAGCUGCUUCUGUCAUUAAACAAAAUGCUAAACCACAAA